UUAGCUCAAGUUUGCAACUCAAAUGUGUUACAUCGCAAGUCUUGUGACUCAAGUAUAAAUACCAAGUGUGAAGCCCAAGUGUGAAACCCAAGUGUAUAUCACAAGUGUGGGACUCAAAUGGUAGUGCCAGCAUGUCACGGCACCGGCCGACCGCUCGUCACUUCCACAACCAGCCGGAGCUGCUCCGUGGUGGCAGAGUGAUGGGUGGUGGGGUGAUGGUGAAGUGGAUGCUGUUCGCGUGGCUCGCCAGCUGCGGACCCCUCGGCAACACGGUGAAGCAGGAUGGUUGCGUGUUCCCGGCGCGAUGGCAGGGUCGGUGGUUCCAGUCGGGGGUCAUCCAGCCGAUCCUCAUCCAGGACGGGUCGCUGUCCAACAAGGGCCGCUGCCUGUCCUCCGAGGGCGACAAGUUCCUUAUUGUUGACGAAAAAGGCUGUUAUCGCUGUGUUGUAAUGCACGAAAAACAUAUAAACGUACUUCAAUAUAAAGAAACGUUCUGUCACCGUCGGGACGCUCUGCCCCACCUCUGCACCACCAUCACCGGAGACGCUCUGCUCUACUCCAUGUUCCGGGAGAACGCCGAACCCGUCGACUGUCCGCUCAAAGGACCCUUUUCCUUUUCGUAUAACAGAGGCCACGGUGACUGCAAGAUCCCUGCUUCAUCUAUAGAGAGCUGUACAGAAGACUCCAGGCUGCUGCUCAACUACCAGGCCUGUCCCGACGUCUACGGCUCGGAGAGUACUGUGGAGGAGCUGGAAUGCCUGGCGACGUGGAAGGAGGGCAGCCUGCGGUUCCUGGUGGGGAAGAUCCACCACAACCACGCCACCAGCAACGAGGACCGAUACCGCUGCUUCGUCUACGAGAAGACAAAUGGUAUUGCAUCGGGCAGCAACAUAAAGGAGAUACCAACUCCUGGUGGCGUCGAGUACCGCGUGGCACAGUCCGGUGACGCCACGUGCAACGGCCUGUUCAGCGCCACAGAAGGCUCUAGAACCAUGGCGCUAAAGAGAGUGACAAGCAAGUUCACAUGCCAAUUCCCCUCGUGGAUGACGUUCUCGCACACGUGGCAUACGCUCGACUACAGCAGCAACUACACGUUCCAACGCAACGCGACGCUGCGGAUCACCAACGCCACGGGCGGCGAGGUGAAGGUGUUCUGUGUGAGCGUGAAGGCCAGCUCGCCGAGUGGAAAUUCUGUCGCGCUCGUCGCGCACUGGCAACACCAUUGCGUGUCCCGCUACGUGUGCGUCGUAUUAUAUCGUCGUGAUGCUCACAUCGCGGAGCUGCAACGCGGCUCACCCGCUCCCCGCGCCGACGACGCGUGCUCCCCUCACCACUUCAACGCCGCUACUGCACCCUACGUCACACUUGUCGCCAGUAACCCCGACUCCAAAGAAUGCCCGUACUCCGGAAAGUACAUAAUAUCAAACCACCGCCACAAGAGGGGGCUGAGCGAGAAGGACAAACAUAGAAACGACGACACAAACGAAAGAGAGGGGCAUAGGCAUAAGAGGCAGGAACUGGAUCAUAAUCGUAGGGUUAACCACACUAGGAUGUUCAAUUUUAGCGUAAGGAAUAUGUCUGAGACCCCCAUAUUGAGGAGUAGGAGGGGCUCGGAGGAGUGCGGCGUGUACAGCAGACUCGAGGUGGGCUGCAACUCCGUCAAGAACAUGGAGUUCUACUCCACGUGCGAGAAUAAGGAAGUCAUGACAGCGUACACGUGCCACGGCGGGUGGUACGAGAACGGGCUGUCGUUCGUGGUGACGACGCCGGUGUCGCGCGACAGCGGCGCGGCGCGUCGCUACUGCUGGGUGUCGCGCGAGGGCCGCGCCGCGCUGUCGCUCGCGCGCUCCGCCGCCAACUGCGAGCGCGCGCCCGACCACAGAGUGUACGACGCAGCGUUCGACGGUAAAUGUCAAGACGAGCCAAACCGCCAGCCACAGUGGCUGCCGUCGCCGUACACGACAUGUCUACUAACACUACUCCUGCAUGUGAUACCUAGGUGAUUCAGAGUCUAGGGCACCUAGAAAACUUGUACUCAAUAUAGUUAAAAUGUCUGUUAUUUUGUGUUCCGUAGAACCCUAUGCCGGCUACAGACGAUAGUAAAACUGCGCAGUUUGGACUGUUCAAUCACAGCAUUUUGGCCCUGGCCUAGCCCACAACCUAAACUGCUGUCUAAGUAAGCAGUGGUAGCCACUGCUUACUAAUUUCGGAGAAAAUCCAUUCUGUAGUUUGCGAAAGAAAAUCGGUUUUUCUCAUAUGACAUUGCGAAUGAUUACCUACAAGUAUGAUUAGGUACUAUUACUAAGUAGUAGUAAACAGUCUCUUACAUUAAUUAUAAUAAUGUGUCUACUGCGGUGAGCGGUCUGCGACAGCUGAACUGCGCAGUUUUAUCGUCCUUAAUGUAGCAGGAUUUAUUUAUAACGACUAAUGCAUUUAACUUGUUUUAACGUAAUUAAUUGAUGUAAACAUUACGUUUAUUUUAUAUAAUUUAUGUUUUUUUAAUCACACCAUAAUCAAUUUUAGUAACUUUUACUAUUUGCUCAUUACCUAACAACGACUGUCAAAGUUUUAACAUCUUCGCAAAAAUUUUAAAUAAUGUGUAAAAAUUAAAUCCAUGGUGCAAUUUUCAUGUUAGAUGAUAAUUCAAGUAAACAUUAACCCCCCCUAAUAAAAAGAUUCAUGGUGUAUACAGGAGCAAUUAUACUUUUAUAAUGUUUUGUUCUUGUCUUUCUAGCGAUUUUUCUAACGUAUCAGACAAGGACAUAAUAUUGUUUAACUACUUUCUGUCGAGUAUACUGUGUGAUUGAUAUCUAUUGUAUAGCUGAGUGCGCCUGUUUUAACACUAUUUGGUUCCAUCAUAAAAAAAUACCUUUUGCAUUUGUUUUAUAGCCCUCUUACCUACUGAUAAAGAUAUUUCAUUACUAUUCAAGGUCCCCUGUCCUUGUUUGUCGUGUGACUUUUCCAAUGUACAAGGCAAAGACAAGCCUUGCAUAGAUUAAGGUUGGGUUGCACCAACUAACUGUAAC
Molecule: messenger RNA, 3026 nt
Organism: Aricia agestis (brown argus)
Lineage: Eukaryota; Metazoa; Arthropoda; Insecta; Lepidoptera; Lycaenidae
Gene: aus
Exons: 12
Coding region: 132-2003 (623 amino acids)
Source: RefSeq, a predicted model, not a curated record